GCCCCGGCCCUGGCGCUGCCGGCGGCGCCGCCGCUUGCCCCGCGUCCGGGUGGGAGUCGUGGCCGCCAUGUGGGGCUUCCCGGCCCUGCCGCUGCUGCUCAACCUGUGCGGCUCGUUGCUGGGCCUGGGGGCCACGCUCACCCUCAUCCCCGCCUUCCGCGGACACUUCCUCACCGCCCGCCUCUGCGGCCCGGACCUCAACAAGACCGGAAAGCGGCUGAUCCCCGAAUCUCAGGGCGUCGUCAGCGGUGCCGUCUUCCUCAUCAUCCUCUUCUGCUUCAUCCCCGUCCCCUUCCUGAGCUGCUUCGUGGAGGAACAGUGCAAAGCGUUUCCCCACCACGAGUUUGUGGCCCUGAUCGGGGCCCUCCUGGCCAUCUGCUGCAUGAUCUUCCUGGGCUUCGCGGACGACGUGCUCAACCUGCGCUGGCGCCAUAAGCUGCUCCUGCCCACGGCCGCCUCCCUGCCCCUGCUCAUGGUUUACUUCACCAACUUCGGCAACACCACCGUCGUGGUGCCCAAGCCCUUCCGCCCCCUGCUCGGCCUCCACCUCGACCUGGGGAUCCUGUACUACGUCUACAUGGGCCUGUUGGCCGUGUUCUGCACCAACGCCAUCAACAUCCUGGCGGGCAUCAACGGGCUGGAGGCCGGACAGGCCCUGGUCAUCUCCGCCUCCAUCAUCCUCUUCAACCUCGUGGAGCUCGGGGGCGACUACCGGGACGACCACAUCUUCUCUCUCUACUUCAUGAUCCCCUUCUUCUUCACCACCCUGGGCCUGCUGUAUCACAACUGGUACCCGUCGCGGGUGUUUGUGGGCGACACCUUCUGCUACUUUGCGGGCAUGACCUUCGCCGUGGUGGGCAUCCUGGGCCAUUUCAGCAAGACCAUGCUGCUCUUCUUCCUGCCCCAGGUGCUCAACUUCCUCUACUCUCUGCCCCAGCUGCUCCACGUCAUCCCUUGCCCCCGCCACCGCGUGCCCAGGCUCAACGUCAAGACGGGGAAGCUGGAGAUGAGCUAUUCCAAGUUCAAGACCGACGGACUCUCUCCCUGGGGCGCCUCCCUCUUGAAGCUGGCCGAGGCCCUGCGGCUGGUGGCCGUGCGCCGGGGCGAGGACGGGGACGGGGCCUACACCGAGUGCAACAACAUGACCCUCCUCAACCUGCUGCUCAAACUGGUCGGGCCCACCCACGAGAGAACGCUCACCGUGCUGCUGCUGCUGCUCCAGGUCGCGGGCAGCGCCGUCGCCUUCUCCGUCCGCUACCAGCUAGUCCGGCUCUUCUACGAUAUCUGAGCCCCCCGGAGCUCCGGCCCGCCCGGGUAAAGACCGGCCCCCCCCCCGGCCCCGGGGUGGGCCGCCGGCCCCCCGCCUCUCCCCGGGGGCUCCGUCCCCGUCGGCCCCUGCCCUCGCGAGAAGGGCCGGGGGAGCGUCGUCUGACCGCUCACGAGGCGCGGCCUCCCCGCCGGUCCCCCCGCGCCGGAUCCCCGACGCCUGUUCCCCUCCUCCCUUUACCCGCCGGUGAUUAUUUAUUGAUUGGCCUCGGCCUCCGCGCCUCCCCCGAUUCACGAGCUCCCUCCGCCCCGCGGCCUCUCCCGCGGAGGGAAGCGGCAGCCGCCCCGCACGCCCGGCCGCCGGCCGAGGGCCGGGCCUCCGAGUAGGGCGGGGGCCCGGGUUGGGGUCCCCGUCCCUGAGGACGACGAGACGGUGACCUUCGAGGAGCAGGCCGGGCCCGCUGGGAGAUCUGAGACAAUAAACGAGCUUUUUUAAAAAAUUCCAGGGGCAGCCGCUCUUGGCCGGGGCCUCCCGCGGGUGGGUGGGGCGGGAUGAAGCCGGGGCAGCUUUGGCUCUGGGGAGGUGGGGUCCCAUCCCCUCGGCUCCCCUGGCCUUAGAGAAGCAACGUGGCGCGGUGGUAAGAGCCCGGGCUUGGGAGUCGGGGGUCGCGGGUUCUAAUCCCGGCCCCCUCACCCGUCAGCCGUGACUUGGACUUCUCGGCGCCUCGGUUCCCUCGUCUGUAAAAUGGGGGUGAGCCCUACGUGGGACGACCUUGUAUCGGUCCCAGCGCUUAGAACGGCGCUUGGCGCCAGAGUCGGCGCUGAACGAACGGCAACGCCGUCGUCGUCACCCGGAGUUCCCUGGGGAUGCUUUUACCGAGACCGCAGAGCCGAGUGGAGAGACGGUUCCCCGGCCCACCGCGAACUAAAGCCCCGAGCUGGGCGCUGGGGAGGGAGACGGAGGGCAGAGCGGACGCCGCCCUCAAGGAGCUGACGAGGACGGGACAGGACCGACGGGACGGACGGAUGUUGACACGGCUGAACGUGUACCACGUGUAAUAAAAGUGCACCGGAAA
This is a messenger RNA of Ornithorhynchus anatinus (platypus), 2342 nucleotides long. It is a transcript of the gene DPAGT1, whose product is annotated as dolichyl-phosphate N-acetylglucosaminephosphotransferase 1. NCBI's taxonomy places the organism in Eukaryota, Metazoa, Chordata, Mammalia, Monotremata, Ornithorhynchidae. The transcript has 9 exons. Gene Ontology annotation, molecular function: UDP-N-acetylglucosamine-dolichyl-phosphate N-acetylglucosaminephosphotransferase activity. The record is from RefSeq and is a predicted model, not a curated record. Gene Ontology annotation, biological process: dolichol-linked oligosaccharide biosynthetic process; protein N-linked glycosylation. Bases 68 to 1288 code for a protein of 406 amino acids. Gene Ontology annotation, cellular component: membrane.